Molecule: messenger RNA, 662 nt
Organism: Coffea arabica (coffee)
Lineage: Eukaryota; Viridiplantae; Streptophyta; Magnoliopsida; Gentianales; Rubiaceae
Source: RefSeq, a predicted model, not a curated record
UUUAGCACAUUAUUUACAUUUUGAGUGAGAUUGUGAUAAAAUGGCAUCUUCAAAAAAUUUGCCCUUUCUUAUUGGCGUUCUCUUUGCACUUGUGCUCCUCAUUUCCUCUGAUGCAACAGCUGCAGAUCAGAAAAGCGUGAAAACCACUGGUGUCCACGAUUCCAGUUCAGGCGAAGAUCGUUGCACAUAUGGUUGCUGCCACUGGUACAAUGGACAUUGCCAAAGAUGCUGUCCACCUGCUGAGGAGACUUGCAGAUAUGGUUGCUGCUACUGGUACAAUGGACAUUGCCAAAGAUGCUGUCCACCUGCUGAGGAGACUUGCAGACAUGGUUGCUGCUACUGGUACAAUGGACAUUGCCAAAGAUGCUGUUAACCUACUGAAGCUACAUCCGGAGAUGAGGUCAAAAAUUAAUGCUAAAUAAAUAAGGGUGUGAGACAGGAUCCGUGACACCUAUAUUAUUACGUUAAUAUGUUAUGUUGUGUUUGCGUUUGAUGGUUGAUUUCCUAUAUGUGUAAAAGACUUGUGCGGCUUCUCUUUGAAUUGGUGUAGAAUCAACAGGGGAAGCAUGUAAUGAGUACUCAGUUCGAGUGCUCUUCUUAUGUUGUUGUCAUGUUGAAUAAAUAAAUCUACGUGAUCAUCUACUACAAUUGAUGAUCUCUAU